Messenger RNA from Purpureocillium lilacinum, 1329 nucleotides. RefSeq lists its product as uncharacterized. Gene Ontology annotation, molecular function: GTP binding. Lineage: Eukaryota; Fungi; Ascomycota; Sordariomycetes; Hypocreales; Ophiocordycipitaceae. The record is from RefSeq and is a predicted model, not a curated record. Gene Ontology annotation, cellular component: mitochondrion.
AUGUCGCUGCCGCCGUGGCAGCUCGCGCUGCUGCGCAGUCUCCCAGCCGCGCCGGCCUUUCUACGGCGCCGCCAGACUGUAUCCUUUUCCGUCUCGGCUUCACGCGCGAUCCGCCAGCGUCCGGGGGCGGCUCGACGAAUCCAGCGGUCAACCGUCAGAGAGGAGCUCCCAUCUUCGUGUCGGGAUGAUGUCCCGUCAGAACGAGCAGCACCGGCCAAAGCCAGCGACCGGUCUGGCUCUCCCGCGACUACGCCCAAGUCUAAGAGCAUGCCUCGACCGGCACAUAAAGAUGCUCCCAGCCACGGCGCACAACCACGCAAAGCGGCACUGGAACAUAAGCCUCCCCCAUCCCCCGAAGCGCACGCUGCCGCCCUCCAGCGCGCCAUCGCCAAGAUCCCCGCCGACGCCCGCUCCCUCGCCACCUACAAGCUCAUCCGGCACUCCCCCUCAUCGCCCCUGACCGUGAAGCCCUCCCGCGGCGAGUCCCACCAGCUCGCCGCCGCCGAGCGCUUCUUCGAGCGCCACCCCUGCCGGCUCCUCUACUCCGCCGCGUCCGCCUCCCCGCGGCAGCACGCCCCCAACGCGCACGUCCCCGAGGUGGCCAUCCUCGGCGCCUCCAACGUCGGCAAGUCGUCGUUCCUCAACGCCCUCGCCGGGCGCUCCCGCAGCGGCGGCAGCGGUGCCCUCGCGCACGUCAGCCAGCGACCCGGCCGCACCACCCUCAUGAACGUCUUCGGCGUCGGGCCCCGGCCCAAGGUCCCUGCCUCGCUCGUUCGCAAGGGCAGCGCCCCGCCGCGCCAUAGCCUCAUCCUCGUCGACACGCCCGGGUACGGGUACAGGAGCCAGGCGAGCUGGGGCGAGGCCGUGACGGGGUAUAUCCGGGAACGGCACAUGCUGCGUGGCGCGGUGCUGCUGCUCUCGUCGGAAAAGGGCAGGCUGCUGCCCGAGGACGAGUGGCUGCUAAAGACGCUGGCUGAGGCGAACACACGCACGCUCGUCGUGCUGACCAAGGCGGACAAGGGCGGGCGCGGGGACUGGCCUGCGAGAUGCGGCGCCAUGGCGGACAUGCUGCUCCGUGAACUGCGGGACCUGAAUGAGUCGGUAGGGGGCGGCUGGAGGACGGCUGCGGGCGCGACGGGGGACGUCUUUAUCACGGCGGCGGGCAUGGACACCACGGGGAAGCUCGGCAACGGUGCGGGCAUGGGGGCCGUCCGCGCGGCGAUUCUGGAGAUGGCUGGCUUCACGUUGCAGGACAAGGUGGCCAAAAAGGACGAGGCGGUCACAUACACGGGGCCAAUAGUCUCCUUUGAUGACAUUCCGUGGCAGUAG